Misgurnus anguillicaudatus (oriental weatherfish) is the source of this 3425-nucleotide messenger RNA. RefSeq names its product seven in absentia homolog 2 (Drosophila)-like (gene siah2l). Lineage: Eukaryota; Metazoa; Chordata; Actinopteri; Cypriniformes; Cobitidae. The record is from RefSeq and is a predicted model, not a curated record. Gene Ontology annotation, biological process: multicellular organism development; proteasome-mediated ubiquitin-dependent protein catabolic process. Gene Ontology annotation, cellular component: cytoplasm. Gene Ontology annotation, molecular function: ubiquitin protein ligase activity; zinc ion binding; ubiquitin conjugating enzyme binding.
UCGCUCUCAAACUGUGGCGGCCAUGUUGUGUCCGUGGGGGACUGGUGGAGUGCGUACGGAACAGAGUCUGGCUCCGCUCGGGAGUACACGGCGGGGUUCGCGGGCUUGAACUCGUCUGGGUGUCACAUCACACAUCGACAUGAGCCGUCCGUCCUCUGCCGGUGGCGCGGCCGGAGGACUCGGAGCCGUUAAAGUAGGAGGAAGUAAGCAUGGAGGCUCCGGAGGAACAACCGCCUCCGCUGCUGCAGCGGCGGCUGUGGGGGUGUCCGGCUCUGUCUCGGUCACCGCGGCCGCCGUAGCCCUUCCAGUCACGGCCCUACCAGGACAAUCGGCCGAGCUGACAGCGCUGUUCGAGUGUCCGGUGUGUUUCGACUAUGUGCUGCCGCCGAUACUGCAAUGCCAGGCUGGGCAUCUGGUGUGUAACCAGUGUCGCCAGAAGCUCAGCUGUUGCCCGACCUGUCGAGGCCCUCUCACCCCGAGCAUACGGAACCUGGCGAUGGAGAAAGUUGCAUCCACUUUGCCGUUUCCGUGUAAGUAUGCCUCGGCCGGAUGCCUGCUUUCUCUCCACCACAGCGAGAAGCCGGAGCACGAGGAGGUGUGUGAGUUUCGCCCGUACACCUGCCCCUGCCCGGGGGCUUCCUGCAAAUGGCAGGGCUCUCUGGAGGCCGUCAUGCCACAUCUCAUGCACGCCCACAAAUCCAUUACCACCUUACAGGGGGAGGACAUUGUUUUUCUAGCCACGGACAUCAACCUGCCAGGGGCCGUGGACUGGGUCAUGAUGCAGUCGUGCUUCGGCCACCACUUUAUGCUGGUUUUAGAAAAGCAGGAAAAGUACGAAGGACACCAGCAGUUCUUUGCCAUCGUGCUGCUUAUUGGCACACGAAAGCAGGCGGAGAACUUUGCAUACCGCCUUGAGUUGAACGGCAACCGGAGGCGGCUCACGUGGGAGGCCACGCCACGCUCGAUCCAUGACGGUGUGGCGGCAGCCAUCAUGAACAGUGACUGCCUCGUAUUCGAUACCUCUAUCGCCCACUUGUUUGCCGACAACGGCAACUUGGGUAUCAACGUCACCAUCUCCAUGUGCUGAGGUGGUAUGUUAUCCCAGAAUAGGACUUUGCUAGCGAUCGAACCCUGGACAACUGCUGCUCCCGAUCAGACAAGAGGGUCUGGAGAUAACGGGUGGGAGAUGUAUACAUUUGUGUAUAUUUCUGUUCAAGACUCAUCCGCUCAAACAACGCACACUAAAGUUUCACUUGUAGGUUAGCAUGCUAGGUGCAUUGCAGGAGUUGAUAAGUUGAAGAGGAAUGCGGGUGCUGGUGCAGUUCACAUUUAUUCUUGUACGCCCCAUACACACCAAGACCUGAACCUUCAUAACCAUCUGAUCACACCCAAAGUGGAUGACUAGAAUGUUCUCUGCCGUGCCCGAAACCACAGGACUUUUCGGCCAGAGAUUCACAUAAAUCGGGAUCAUCUGAUCAGUCAAGCGUCAGUGAUGCGUAACUUGGGUCUAAGUGCAUCUCAGAAGCAUAAAGAACCUCGAAGUAUAAAAAUGCACUGACUGCUUUGGUUUUCUAUCAAGAAUAUCAGUUGGAACCAUGACGGUUGUACAUUGCAAUGUAAGGGGGGUGAAUGUUCUUGAAAUAUCUUGAUAAAACAGUGCCCAGUGCUGAUGGUGUGCAUAGUGGAAAUAAAAUUUACUUGCAAAAAUGAUUGUAUAGCCACCAUUUUCAGAAUCUGACCUCUUCGCCCAUCGUGUCUCUUAUUUACCCUUUUUUAAUAAACAUGUCUUUGCUAUCACAAGACAGAAAUCAGAUAGCAACUGGAGUGCUAGUCAAAUUUUCUAUUAUCAGUGAGCAAAUCAGGUUUCGAUCUAGUUAACAAAACUAGACAACUUUUUUUAACCAUCAUCUGCUCUAAUGCCACAUCAAAAAUAUGGUUUUUCAAACUUGUUUUAUGUUUGUUUGUUUGUUCUGCAUUACUUUGCCUUUUUAAGUGUACGGUAUCACCAGUGACUGCAUGUAAACAAUUAAUGUUUUGCAAUUGCAAACAAUCUUUGUCUUGUUCUGUGUUGCUUACUUGCGUUCUUUAUAUUAGAAUUUAUUGAUGAGACUCAAACGUCUUGUAAAUAUACCAGCAAAUUCAGUUUUGUUGAUAUAUGUUGUUAUUGUUGUGUCUCUUCAAAUUCGAUUGUUUAGUCUAUACCAAACAUUUAUUUGAAUAACUUUAAAAAUCCAGCAAGAAAUUAUUUACUCGCCCCUUUGGUCAAUGAACCCACAAUGCCUUACUUGUAUACAAACUCAGUCUUUUAAGGUCCGCCUUCUUCCAGGACUCCAGGUCACAAAUUCAGGUAACAAACCUCCAGUGUCUUGAAAGGACUUGAAGGAGACUAAACAGAAAUUUACAAAGUGGAAUUUAAGGUUUGGAAGGACAUACAAUGUUCACAGGUCAUCCUAUCUGGCCCCAAAACCUGCUGUGGUUUCAGGUACACUAAACGUAUCCAGACCUUCUAAUCAUAUACCUCCAAUGUAUGUGCAAAAACAGCACUGAUAUCCCUGAAUGCGGGUGGUCACAUGUUUGACGCAAACUGCUUUUCUUUAUCUGCUAUUUCGAUGUUUUAUACACUCGUUACUAAGGAAAUGUUUUGUGGAUAAAUUUGUACAUGUAAUCGAUUUGGAGAACAAGAUGUAAAUGUUGAGUUCUGUGUUCUGGUCAGCGUGUGCUCCACAGAUGUGCUGUCCGAAUCCCGUCACCAUGCUGGUGCUCUCGGCACGCAGUAGUCAUGGCAACUAAAUAUGCUAAUGAGAAAUCCGACAAAUUUAUACCAAGAUUCUUGUGUUCUUUAUAAUUCAAAUCUUAUUUUGAAGCUUUUGUAUGCAUGGUACAGAGAUAAAAUGAAUUUUAAAAUUAUAAAUUAGAUAAAAAUCAAUUAAUUCAAGUAUUUAUCAUUCUACUAAAAAUUGGCCAAAAAAAUGUGUCAGGAUGGAGUACCUGCAUGUCGAUCACAAUGCCUGAAGGAACCCUCUAGCACAAUAUCGAGUGUAAAUGGUGACGUUUGGGCUGACAUCGCAAAGCUUGUGCAAUAAAGAGUAACAGUUUGUGUUGCAAACAAUCUGCAACAAAAGAAAUAAACUCUUAAUAUAUUGUGUAUAAGCUGCUAAAUUUAAGAGUUCAUUCAGUUUUGGCCAUGCAGCGGUUCUAGUUUGUACUGUAGCUUUGAGACGAGAUCGAGCACCAACCAUCUGUCUCUCUACCACAGCAUUUCAGACUCCAUUAAACAGAAGUGAACUCAAAACUGAAUGAAUACAUGUUAAUGAUGUGAGCAGGUGGUCUCCUGAGCUGUGUGCCGUGACUUACAAUCAAGCCAUCAGGAUCAGUAUUGAGUAGCACAUCUUAAUGAACUUGUGAAUAAACAACUUACUAUCAAA